AGUGUAAGAGAAACGGCAUUAAACCAGAUCAUCAAGGGACUAUCAAACAAAUACAGACAUGACCUUUUAGAUGGCAAAAUGAGUUCUUGGAUUGAUCCUGUCAAGCGAUGUGCCCGUCGCGAUGGGCCCGAAGGCAUUCUUGCCAAUAGAGUUUUAUCUUUGCUAUGGAUUUCUGGAGGAAGCCAACCAGCCUUUUAUGACGAUGUAAUCAAAAUAUUGCAAGAUGGUAUUCGAGAUGGGUCUAGUGAAAUCAAGCCAUCUAGUAUUAUCGCGCUUGCCAUUAUCUCGUUAAUUGAGGAUAUGGGAGAUUCUGCUACAUGGGAGCUGCUAGACUAUUUUGAAGAUGUAAUCUCAGCUCAUGACGAAGAAGAAAUUGUGAUUCAUGCUGCGGUAGAAGCCUAUGGAUUACUGUAUCCAUCGGCUUCUACUCGACAAGGGCAAGAAGGCUAUAAUCGAAUUUUAGAUGCACAUGUAGAGUUACUUGAAUCAGAUGAUGUGGAUGUGCGCAUUGCUGCAGGUGAAAACAUUGCCAUUGUUAUUGAAGAUCGGAUGGCUACUGCAGAAGAGGACGAGGCACCAAAAACAGAGCCCUACUAUGAAAGCAAGAAUGAGCUUCUUCAGCAGCUUAGAUUCCUCUCACAAGAUAGCCAGCGACACCGAGCAAAAAAAGAGCGAUCGGUUCAAAAAUCAGCUUUUCGGGAUAUUCUAAACACUGUCGAGAGCAAUACAACUCCACUGGUGAAACUCAAGAUCAAGCAGGAGACACUGGAAUGCAAUUCAUGGAUCAAAAUUAGACGACUCAAUGCCUUGCGAGAUGCCAUUGGCGAGGGAUUUAGUGUGCAUUUGAGUGAAAACCAGACCGUACAGCAAAUUCUACACCUUUCAUUUGAUGGACCGACCAUGGGAAAAGUAACAUCAACAGAUCGACGUUUGUUUCAAUCCAUUAUUGGCAAAGCACGAACCAAGGCAUUGAAGGAAAUGAGAGGCAGUCGCACUUCUCUUAAAAUUGGCAACAACGACUGAUUGCAUCUCACCAAGUGAGCUUUUUUUCAUUUCUGCAUUUUUGGUUUCAUUAAACAUACAUAUUUUUGCAGGAUUC
Batrachochytrium dendrobatidis JAM81 is the source of this 1099-nucleotide messenger RNA. RefSeq lists its product as uncharacterized. The transcript is spliced from 7 exons. The coding region runs from base 79 to 1023 and encodes 314 amino acids. The record is from RefSeq and is a predicted model, not a curated record. NCBI's taxonomy places the organism in Eukaryota, Fungi, Chytridiomycota, Chytridiomycetes, Rhizophydiales.